Messenger RNA from Anopheles aquasalis, 1260 nucleotides. RefSeq lists its product as uncharacterized. The record is from RefSeq and is a predicted model, not a curated record. Gene Ontology annotation, cellular component: neuronal cell body; membrane; axon. Gene Ontology annotation, biological process: sensory perception of taste; chemosensory behavior; male courtship behavior. NCBI's taxonomy places the organism in Eukaryota, Metazoa, Arthropoda, Insecta, Diptera, Culicidae.
AUGGUGCGACUACGGUGGAGGCUCAACCUUCGAACCGCCUUGAUUCCGUUCUAUCUCAUCGCAAAGAUAUGCUGCCUUAACGCGUACACUUAUCAUCCUCUUGGUUCGAAAGCGAAAACAAAGCCGAAACGCGUGGCCGGACCGAAGGACCAAUCCAGCAAUCGAGUGUUGACGUUUUCGAUAAUUGGAAUCGUGCAUGUGGCCGGCUGCACCAUCGGGUACGCCUCGUACCACAUCCAGAGCUCCCUGCGCCAAUCGAGCAAAUUAACUGACUCCAACCUGGUACGCGUGGCGAUUGAUUUGAAGAACCAGUACAUCGGCUGCAUUUUGGUGCUGUUCCUCGCGACGACCUCGUUCAUCCGGCAGCCCGCACUGGGCCGGCUCAUUCGAGUGCUCUUCCGUGUCGAUGCCGCCAUUCAGACGCUUCGCUGGCAGCAUCCCCCACUGGGAGCGGCCGGGAUCGCAGCAAACAAUGCCACCUGGUUGGGAAACAUGCUACUCCUGCUGGUCAUCGGUGUUGGCGUGAAGGCAGUGCUCGAGGUGACCAACUGUCUCAUGUACAUCCAGGACAAUGGGUCCCCAUUCGGGACGAACUGUUUGGUGCUCUGUUUUGUGCCGCAGACGAUGUGCGUGGUCAGCGAGCUGCAGUACUGCGGGUACGCCUGUCUGAUCCGCAAUCGGCUCCAGUUGCUCAAUCGGCUGCUGCUGGAUCUACAUCCGGCCCUGGCCCGUGGUAAUGACGGUGCGUUCCGGGUAACGCAGCGUAUCACCGCGACACGCGAGCAGCUGCUACGGGCCAUCAAGUUACUGUCGUCGUCGUUCGGCCUCCAGAACACGGUCCUGCUGCUGUUCCAGUUCGUGACGCUCGUCGAGCUCGGUUACAACACGUGCAUGAUGAUUAUACGGUACGCCGAAUCCCAUGUCUCGCAGGGCGACAGUCUGGAAGACUUCUCCGAAACACUGUACUGGGUGUGCUGGUUUGCGUUGGAAAUAUUUGUCUUGUGUUACUUCAGCCACGUUACGAUCGAAGAGGCAGGUGGAGUUGCUGCCCAGCUGAACCUGCCAGCGGUGUACGGUCCAGCCGAACGCGAACACUUUGAAAUGGUGUCCUAUCAGAACAUGCGACUGUUUCAUGAAGAUCCUCGGUGCAGCUGUGGUGGACUGUUUGCCGUGGAUCUGUCGCUGCUUUAUGGGAUAAUCGCUGCCACGAGCACCUAUCUGAUAAUAUUGAUUCAGUUCGACCAAUCGUACAAUGAAUAG